Molecule: messenger RNA, 2297 nt
Organism: Coffea eugenioides
Lineage: Eukaryota; Viridiplantae; Streptophyta; Magnoliopsida; Gentianales; Rubiaceae
Product: glutamyl-tRNA(Gln) amidotransferase subunit A
Exons: 13
Coding region: 225-2156 (643 amino acids)
Molecular function (GO): catalytic activity
Source: RefSeq, a predicted model, not a curated record
AUCCUCCGCUCCCAAACGAAGCCAAAACUUCCGCCGGUCUAAUCAGUCUAAUCUUGACUUUCAGAGUACGAAAAAGUGCUGGAAUUCGAGCAAGAUUUGAGCUCCAAACUACAAAAUCAGAGUACAAAUUAGCAGACUGUGACUGAUUAAUUGCAGAGGCCAAAGACGAGGCGGGACCUGAACUCUUCACUCGUUGGAUAACGUGGUAAAAUUAGUAGUCCACCAUGUGUCGUACAAGGCUUCUGGGAUGGACACGUCUGCUGGAGUUUUCUGCAGUUUGUGUCCUACUCCUUAACGGGUACAGCAGCCAAGAAUGUAGCUUGCACCGCUUCAUCCAAGACGACCAUCGCCGGGUACUUGCCGCCAACUCUACCAAUAUGGUGAGCUCAUAUAAAAAAAUCUGGGAAAUUGUAUAUCAGGGAGUCUGGGGUCAAUCCUCGACCUGUAUGUGCAGCAGGAAAUUGGAUGUUCACAGUAGUGAAUGCUUGAAAAAGAUUAAACAUGAUUCUGAGCUCCAAAGUCUGUUCAAGAUACUUGAUGCUAGCUUCUUUAGUGAUAAUAAGGUACGGGAUAUUGAAAAGGCAGCAAAAGAGUUUAAUGUUCCAAUUAUCAAAACCAAUCGAAAGUUAGUGGCUUCUGAAAAUGGAGGAUUGCAUUAUCCAUCUUAUUUGGUUUUCAACCCUGCACGGACAAAUGAAAGUUUACAGCAGGCGACCAAGAGGUUCAGUCAUCCUUCUCUUGAAGGUGUAAGGAGGCCAAAAAGUGAUGAAGAUAUUGCCUUCAUGAGUGUCCUUGAAUUGGGGCAACUCAUUAAAACAAAACAAAUUACGUCAGAGGAGCUAACGGGGAUCUUUAUAAGGAGAUUGAAAAGGUAUGGUCCUGUCCUUGACUCAGUAGUCACUAUCACUGAGGAAUUAGCAUACAAGCAGGCAAAAGAGGCCGAUCAUUUACUUGUGAAAGGCAAAUACCUUGGUCCUCUACAUGGGAUUCCAUAUGGAUUAAAGGACAUCAUUGCAGUCCCGCAUUACAGGACGACUUGGGGCUCAAAGACUUUUAAAGAUCAAGUUCUUGAUAUUGAAGCUUGGGUGUAUAAAAGGCUGAGGUCUGCUGGGGGAGUUCUUGUUGCAAAACUCGUUUCAGGGUCACUGGCGUACGAUGAUAUCUGGUUUGGAGGCAGGACAAGGAAUCCUUGGAAUAUUGAGGAAUACUCCACUGGUUCAUCUGCUGGACCAGCUGCUUGCACCUCUGCAGGUAUGGUUCCAUUCGCUAUUGGUUCAGAAACAUCUGGUUCCAUAACUUACCCUGCUGCUCGUUGUGGGGUGACUGCACUGCGUCCCACAUUUGGAACUGUUGGUCGAACUGGUGUUAUGAGCAUAUCUGAGAGCUUGGAUAAAUUAGGCCCUUUCUGCAGAAGUGCAGCAGACUGCACAAUCAUUCUGGAUAUGAUACGAGGAAAGGAUCCGGAAGAUCUUUCAUCCCAGGAUAUUCCAUUGGUGGAUCCAUUUACAGUGGACAUAACAAAGCUAACUGUUGGAUAUCUGGAGGAUGCUGAGAUGGAAGUUGUUGAUGUGCUUAAAUCAAAGGGGGUGAACAUGGUCCCCUUUAAGCUGAAUUACACUGUUGAAUCUGCACAAGGCAUCUUGAAUUUUACAAUGGACGUUGACAUGUUGGCCCACUUCGAUGAAUGGCAGCGUGCUAACUUGGAUGAUCAAUAUGAAGCUCAGGAUCAGUGGCCUCUUGAACUUCAACGAGCACGUGUUAUACCUGCAGUAGACUAUGUGCAGGCACAAAGAGCGCGGGGGAAACUUAUACGGGAAGUUAAAGAAAGUUUCAGAGUUGAUGCAUUUGUUGGAAAUGCCACAGAUUGGGAAAGAGUGUGUGUGGGCAACCUUGUAGGUAUACCUGUUAUUGUUGUUCCUGCAGGAUUUAAGAAGAUAUCCGAUCCACCAACAGCAGACACCCGAAGGAGAACUACAAUCACCACCGGUAUUUAUGCUCCGCCAGCGCACGACCAUAUUGCUCUCGCAUUGGCAAUGGCUUACCAGUCAGUAACUGAUCAUCACAAACAGCGUCCUCCUAUUGAUGACCUUGGACCUAAUGACUCGGUUCCUAAUCCACCCAUUAAACAAAUACCUCCACGGCAAUUACGCGGUUGAAGCUAUUGAUCCGGUACCCCUCUUCUUAUUAUAGUCUAUAUAACUUGUGAUGCAUGAUGGUCAAUAUGACUGCACCAUCAGAAUUUUAUAUAAGCUACCAUAUGUAUUUUUGUUUGACCUAAAGAAAUUCCCUUUUUUUUU